AUGGCAGGCGCUGGUGAGCGCAAAAGCAAGAAGGAUGAUAAUGGCAUCGGGACGGCCAUUGAUUUUGUGCUCUCCAAUGCCCGGCUGGUGCUGGGGGUGGGUGGAGCAGCCAUGCUGGGCAUUGCUACACUGGCGGUUAAGCGGAUGUAUGAUAGGGCAAUCAGUGCCCCUACCAGCCCCACCCGCCUGAGCCAUUCAGGGAAAAGGAGCUGGGAAGAACCAAACUGGAUGGGCUCCCCCCGAUUGCUCAACAAGGACAUGAAGACAGGCCUGAGCAGGUCCCUACAGGCCCUUCCCACAGGCUCCUCGGCCUUUGACACAGAUACAUUCUGCCCGCCCCGGCCCAAGCCAUUGGCCAGGAAGGGCCAGGUAGACUUGAAGAAGUCACGACUCCGCAUGUCCCUGCAGGAGAAACUUCUUACUUACUACCGGAACCGGGCGGCCAUCCCUGCUGGCGAGCAGGCUCGGGCCAAGCAAGCUGCUGUGGACAUAUGUGCCGAGCUCCGGAGCUUCCUGCGGGCCAAGUUGCCUGACAUGCCACUUCGGGACAUGUACCUGAGUGGCAGCCUCUAUGAUGACCUGCAGGUGGUGACAGCCGACCACAUCCAACUCAUCGUGCCCCUUGUGCUGGAGCAGAACCUGUGGUCGUGUAUCCCCGGAGAGGACACCAUCAUGAACGUCCCCGGCUUCUUCCUGGUUCGCCGGGAGAACCCAGAGUACUUUCCUCGUGGUAGUAGUUACUGGGACCGCUGUGUAGUAGGGGGCUACCUCUCUCCAAAGACAGUGGCAGACACGUUCGAAAAGGUGGUGGCUGGCUCCAUCAACUGGCCGGCCAUCGGGUCCCUCUUGGACUAUGUGAUUCGACCGGCCCCACCCCCGGAGGCUCUGACUCUGGAAGUGCAGUAUGAGCGCGACAGGCAUCUCGUCAUUGACUUCCUGCCGUCGGUGACCCUUGGUGACACUGUCUUGGUGGCCAAACCACACCGGCUAGCCCAGUAUGACAACCUGUGGCGGCUGAGCCUGCGUCCUGCUGAGACGGCGCGCUUGCGGGCUCUGGACCAGGCCGACUCUGGCUGCCGCUCUCUGUGCCUCAAGAUCCUCAAGGCCGUGUGCAAGUCCACCCCGGCCCUGGGUCACCUCACUGCCAGCCAGCUCACCAACGUCAUCCUCCACGCGGCCCAGGAGGAGGCUGACUGGUCUCCCGACGUGCUGGCUGACCGAUUCCUGCAGGCCUUGCGGGGACUCAUCAGCUACUUGGAGGCCGGAGUUCUGCCCAGUGCCCUAAACCCCAAGGUGAACUUAUUUGCAGAGCUUACCCCUGAGGAAAUAGACGAAUUGGGAUACACUCUCUAUUGCUCACUGUCUGAGCCAGAGGUGCUGCUGCAGACGUAGGGCAGGUGAAGGCAGGUGUCGAGCGGUCAGGCCCUGGAUUCUCUGUUAGAAACACUUGGUUCCAUAGUUGAUGCCUCACGGGGUCCCUAGGUGCCUCCCGUCUUUGCUGGUCAUCGCCCUGGGCAUUUCAUGCUGAUUAGAAAGGUAUCCCUCUCUCCUCUUUAAUCACCAACCAUUUCUAUUUUUGUUACCAACCACUGUGCUCCCUACUUUUCCCCUCCCCCUUGCUCCAGGCUAGUUUUUCUUGGAAUGAAUUGAGAAGGUGGAGCAGUGGCCUGAGCUGUGGAGACCACUUGGUGUUUUGCAUUUCGGCACAGGUCUGCUGUGUCUGCCCUGCCACCUGCCCCUUUUCAGUGUCUUCUUUUUCCACCUGUUCACACCUGUUUUGCUUUUUUUUCUGGACAUCUGCCUAAUCAAGAUGCUGCCUUGUAGUUGACUGUCACUGAAGUUAUGAUUGCAUGUUUCAAACUGAACUCUGCAGAGAGCGCCCAGACAGUAUUUAGGGUUUCUAGGGGUAAAGCUGGUGGAAAAGCUGGCCUUUGACCCAGGUUCCUGGAAAAGAAGCCCAUCCCCCCCCCCCACCAACCUCUUGACCAGCUCAUAUCCGGAAGUGCUAAGAAGGUCUCUCAUGGGAGCACUGUUGUUGCCGCACACGGGAGCGAGGGCUCAAGAUAAACUGGAUGCGUAGUUAUUCGGAGACUGUGUUUCUUAGUGGCCAUCAGUGAGAGAGUAGAGUGGGGGAACCUGGAGGUGGUGGAGAGGGUCUGCGUGCCUGAUGUCUGUGCCUCAUCUGUGGCUGGUCCAGCCCGGCACCACUGCGUGCGGGAGUCAGACAAAGACUGGGAGGGAAGGGGCUGUUGUUUGCUCCUUCCCCACCUUCUUGCCAAUUAGGACAAGGCCUUCAAGGACACAGUCUUAGUGCUAGAGGUUCAGCUAGACAGGCGGCUGAACGUCAGUGACCAUGUUUCUCCCACGUCAGGCCCUGCCUUUCUAGGAUGUUGCCUUAGAGGAAGAACGGGCCCAGCAGCCAGCCCUCCGCUCCCCAGUGUCUGUCACA
Globicephala melas (long-finned pilot whale) is the source of this 2449-nucleotide messenger RNA. It is a transcript of the gene MIEF1, whose product is annotated as mitochondrial elongation factor 1. NCBI's taxonomy places the organism in Eukaryota, Metazoa, Chordata, Mammalia, Artiodactyla, Delphinidae. Gene Ontology annotation, biological process: mitochondrion organization; positive regulation of mitochondrial fission. Gene Ontology annotation, cellular component: mitochondrial outer membrane. The record is from RefSeq and is a predicted model, not a curated record.